AUGGUGCUGUCUUCAAAGCUCGGGGUUGCGCGCGUGUUCUGCAGUUUCAAUGUCAUCUCCUUAGCGCUUCUCGCCUUCCAAAAUGCUGGCUACAUUGUACUUAUGGGCUACGCGCAGCAGCUGCAGGACAUGCGGCGGACAGCGGGUGAGCCUCCCGUAAAGCGUCUCGUCUCAACGCAUUUUCUCGCCACGACGGAGUUUGCGAAGCUGUGCAUGUCGAUCGUGUGGUGCAUGGUGGACGUGCUGCUCGAGAUGCGGGUAGUGGAGCUGGAGGUGCUGCUCGAUGACGUCGAUGUGGAUGCUGAUCAGUGUCCAGAAGACAAGAACGCUAUCUUUUUCGAAGGCGUAGACGCAGCAGAAGGCAUGAGGAACCCCGUCUCCUCCACGAACCCUGUAGCGGCUUUUCCCGCGUCGCCCUCUAAGCCUGUCGUGUACGACGACUACCUCCGCUGCCGCCUCUUCGCCCACCCCACCUUUUCGGCACAGUUCGUUUCCCGCAUGCGCCAUGCCGUCGGCCUCGAUGGCAACUACAAGGAGGCGCUGCUGAUGGUGGUGCCGGCGGUACUGUACACCAUCCAAGGGCUGCUGCUCAUCUUGGCUCUGCAGCACCUGGACCCGACGGUGUUCCAGAUCCUCUACCAGGUGCGCAUCCUGUUCCUGGCGAUGAUGAUGCGCGUCGUGUUGGAUUUUCGGGUGUCGCCGGUCCGGUGGGCGGUGCUGAUGGCAUUGACGGUUGGCAUCAUCCUCGCGCAGCUCUCGAUGCAGCGCCUGGAUAAAGAAGAGGAGACGGAGCAAACUCACCGGUCGUGGUCGAUUGAGGGUACGCUGGCCGCCCUCGCCGGCGCCCUCCUCAGCUCUUUUACCGGUGUCUUUACGGAGUACGUUUACAAGAAACGCGGCAACCACUUCGCACUCUCCGCUCGCAACAUUCACCUCGCCUUCUUCUCGCUCGUGUACUUUUCUUUUGUCUUUGCGCGCGAUAUCUGGACGGCGGACGAGAAGUCGGACACGAGCAGCGGACUCGGCGGCUUCUUCGCGACCUUCUUUGACGGGUUUACGGGUCUGGUGUGGUUUCUUGUGGUGCUGCAGGCGAUGGGCGGCAUCCUUGUCGCGCUGGUUGUGCGCUACUGCGACAACAUUGUAAAAUCCUUCUCGACUGCCUUUGCCAUUGUGCUGAGCGGCACGGCGUCGGUGUUUCUCUUUAAUCUUCCGCUCGAGCCGAUGUUCCUGCUGGGUUCCUUCCUCGUGAUUAGCUCCAUCACCGUGUACAGCGUGAAGAGGUGA
Messenger RNA from Leptomonas pyrrhocoris, 1284 nucleotides. Its product is annotated as putative CMP-sialic acid transporter. Lineage: Eukaryota; Euglenozoa; Kinetoplastea; Trypanosomatida; Trypanosomatidae. Gene Ontology annotation, cellular component: Golgi membrane. The transcript has a single exon. The record is from RefSeq and is a predicted model, not a curated record. Bases 1 to 1284 code for a protein of 427 amino acids. Gene Ontology annotation, molecular function: pyrimidine nucleotide-sugar transmembrane transporter activity. Gene Ontology annotation, biological process: pyrimidine nucleotide-sugar transmembrane transport.